Molecule: messenger RNA, 1036 nt
Organism: Fopius arisanus
Lineage: Eukaryota; Metazoa; Arthropoda; Insecta; Hymenoptera; Braconidae
Product: zinc finger CCHC-type and RNA-binding motif-containing protein 1
Exons: 3
Coding region: 147-857 (236 amino acids)
Biological process (GO): mRNA splicing, via spliceosome
Cellular component (GO): U12-type spliceosomal complex
Molecular function (GO): zinc ion binding; RNA binding
Source: RefSeq, a predicted model, not a curated record
CAAUAUCGAGCACUGCAUAACCCUCUGAUAAAAACCUGUCAGUCUGAAAUUAUCCGCCUGUUGUUUACAAGUUCCAAUAGUUUCAACUCACAUCCUUAGCAUAAAAAUGUUAUUAAUUGUUAUCUAAUUGUCAGAAUUCUUAAAAAAUGAGUGGCGGCAUCGUACCCAGUAAAUCAACAGUUUAUAUAUCGAAUUUACCAUUCUCAUUGACCAAUAAUGAUAUUCACAAACUUCUGGAACAUCACGGAAAAAUAGUAAAAGUAACAGUUUUAAAAGACAGGAGAACGCGAAAGAGCAAGGGAGUGGCUUUUGUAUUAUUUCUGAUGCCUGAAGAUGCAGUGAAUUGCGCCAAAAAUUUAAACAAUACUGAGUUAGGUGGAAGAACAAUAAAAAGUUCGAUAGCAGCUGACAACGGUCGAAGUACAGAAUUCAUUCGAAGACGAGAAUAUCCAAACAAAUCCCAGUGCUGGGAAUGUGGUGAGGAGGGACAUCUCUCUUAUAUAUGCACUCAUAACACCCUAGGACCUAGAACUCCUCCUCCUAAAAAAACUAGAGUAAGAAAAAAGAAUAAACGUGGAGAGGAGCAAUCGGGCACAAGUUACUACGAGUCAGACAGCGAUGAGGGGCUGAGGCAACCACGAGGAACUUCAGGUGCUCAAGAAUCUGAAGAGAGUGAUGAGGGAGACACCGAGACCCUCAGUGCAGCCAUAAAACACGAACAGGAACAGCUUGAGCUCGAGAAAUACAGGUACAAAGUCGCCACCGGACAGUACGAUGAGAACAAUCACGACUCGAAACCCAGAAAGAGAUUCAAAAAGAACGAGUACUUCAGCGAUGAGGAGGAACUCAGUGAUUAAUAUCCAUUAAUUUAAAAUCAAAGAGAAUAUUUCUUUCUUAUUAUGCGAUAAGUUAUUUAAAAGUGUAUAAAAUAUAUUGUCCCAGAGCUGUAAAAAUUCACACUUUUUAUGAAAAAACAUACAAUUAUUUACAGAAAUGAGAAAUUGAAUUUUAUGAUUGAGUGAUUACUGGGACAUUG